Molecule: messenger RNA, 7209 nt
Organism: Siniperca chuatsi (mandarin fish)
Lineage: Eukaryota; Metazoa; Chordata; Actinopteri; Centrarchiformes; Sinipercidae
Product: Golgi apparatus protein 1-like
Exons: 26
Coding region: 462-3935 (1157 amino acids)
Cellular component (GO): Golgi membrane
Molecular function (GO): fibroblast growth factor binding
Source: RefSeq, a predicted model, not a curated record
AUUUUAUGGGUGGGUUUAUACGUCAUUUAGACAAUGUUUAAUGUUUCAGAACUCUGGUUUCUUUUUUUUGUUUAAUGAAAAAAGGGGUAAAAAGCAUAUCAUCAAGGUGUCUGAAAAAGUAUCGUGUUGGUAUCUGUAUCAAAACCCAAGCUGUCGUAUAAAUACUACUACGGAAAAUGUUCAAAAGAUCCCCAGCUCUGCUCCUGUCACCCGCCUGUUUUUCUUCACAUUAUUCAUAAAAUGUUCAAGUUUGCUACUUUUUAAAAUAUAUUCACCUGCCAUUAAAAUAAUGAGGAGUGCAGGGAGAAGAACAAGCAUGAACCUGAACACGCUCAUUAAUUAUUCAUGAGCUGUCCAGUGCCAUCCUAGAAAAAAAAAAAAAUCCGUGUGCAACUUUACUCCAAGUCCCCAUAUUUACGACAGCUCCUGAAUGCAGCAGCGGGCUGACUGGCUCUGUGAAGAUGGCGGACUGUAUACGUGUUCCUCUGCUCCUGCUUUUGAUGUGCAUCUUGUCGUCUGUGAAUCCAAUUCGAGGAGACAACGUUGUCGGUAGACUUAAUGCUAAAGCUGAUAACGUACAGAAUCCAGCCGGAGGACCGGGGCAGGCUGCGGGGAUGCCGGGAGCCGCUGAGAGGAUCCUGGGCGCUGGGGCCUCGCUGCCUCGGCGGCGCUCUGCCGGCUGGAAGUUAGCUGAGGAGGCGGUGUGCAGGGAGGACCUGACCCGGCUUUGCCCCAAACAUUCCUGGAACAACAACCUGGCGGUGCUGGAGUGUCUCCAGGACAAGAAAGAGGAAACUGAGAUUGCUGCAGAAUGCAACCAUCUGCUGUGGAACUACAAGCUGAACCUGACAACCGACCCAAAGUUUGAGUCUGUAGCCGUGGAGGUCUGCAAGACCACCAUCUCUGAUAUUAAAGAAUGUGCAGCGGAGGAACUGGGGAAGGGCUACCUGGUGUCCUGCCUGGUGGAUCACCGUGGCAACAUCAGCGACUACCAGUGCAACCAGUACAUCACCAAGAUGACCACCAUCGUCUUCAGCAACUACCGGCUGAUCUGCGGCUUCAUGGACAAGUGCCGGGACGACGUCAACGCUCUGGGCUGCGGCAGCAUCAGCACCGGAGAGAAGGACAUCCACUCUCAGGGCGAGGUGAUCGCCUGUCUGGAGAAAGGUUUGGUGCGGGAGGCCGAGGAGCAGCCGGGGGCACACCCCAUCAAGGACGACUGUAAAAAGUCCAUCAUGAGAGUCGCAGAGCUCUCCUCGGACGACUUCCACCUGGACCGCUACCUCUACUUCUCCUGCCGCGACGACCGAGAGCGCUUCUGCGAAAACACACUGGCCGGGGAGGGACGAGUUUAUAAAUGUCUCUUCAAUCACAAGUUUGAGGAGGCGAUGUCUGAGAGGUGCCGCGAGGCGUUGACCACCAGGCAGAAGCUGAUCGCUCAGGACUACAAAGUGAGCUACUCGCUGGCCAAAGCCUGCAAGUCAGACCUGAGGAAGUACCGCUGCAACGCAGACUCCAACAUGCCCCGAGCCCGAGAAGCUCGCCUGUCCUACCUGCUGCUCUGUCUGGAGUCUGCCGUACAUCGAGGUCGUGUGGUCAGUGGUGAGUGUCAGGGUGAGAUGAUGGACUACAGGCGAAUGCUGAUGGAGGAUUUCUCUCUGAGUCCGGAGAUCGUGCUUCACUGUCGGAGCGAGAUCGAGGGUCACUGCUCCGGUCUGCACCGCAAAGGACGAACGCUGCACUGCCUGAUGAGGGUCGGCCGAGGAGACAUGGGAGCCAUCGACCCCAACUGUCAGAGCGCGCUUCAGACUCUGAUCCAGGAAGUCGACCCCGGGGCUGACUACCGCAUCGACCGAGCGCUCAACGAGGCCUGCGAGUCCGUCAUCCAGACCGCCUGCAAACACAUCCGCAAUGGAGACCCCAUGAUCCUGUCAUGCCUGAUGGAGCAUCUGUACACUGAGAAGAUGGUGGAGGACUGCGAACACAGACUGCUGGAGCUGCAGUACUUUAUCGCCAGAGACUGGAAGUUGGAUCCCAUCUUGUAUAAGAAAUGUCAGGGCGAUGCCGCCCGGCUCUGCCACACUCACGGCUGGAACGAGACCAGCGAAAUGAUGCCGCCCGGCGCCAUUUUCUCCUGCCUGUACCGGCACGCCUACCGCUCCGUGGAGCAGGGACGGAGGCUCCCCGGUGGAGCGUCUGAAGCAGAAAGCCACGGUUUGACUCUCUCCAGGGACUGUAAGGUGGAGGUGCAGAGGAUUCUCCACCAGAGGGCGCAGGAUGUGAAGCUGGACCCUGAGCUCCAGAGACGAUGUAUGACCGACCUGGGGAAGUGGUGCAGCGAGAAGACGGAGGCCGGACAGGAGCUGGAGUGUCUGCAGGAUCACCUGGAGGAUCUGGUGUCUGACUGCAGAGACGUAGUGGGAAACCUGACGGAGCUGGAGUCAGAGGAUAUUCAGAUUGAGGCGCUGCUGAUGCGAGCCUGUGAACCCGUCAUCCAGGCCUACUGCCACGAGGUAGCUGAUAAUCAGAUCGACACUGGUGAUCUGAUGGAGUGUUUGGUUCAGAACAAACACCAGAAGGAGAUGAAUGAGAAGUGUGCGGUGGGAGUGACACACUUCCAGCUGAUUCAGAUCAAAGAUUUCCGUUUCUCCUACAAGUUCAAGACGGCCUGCAAAGAGGACGUCCUCAAACUGUGUCCCAAUAUCAAGAAAAAGGUGGACGUUGUGAUCUGCCUCAGCACCACGGUGAGGAACGACACCCUGCAGGACGCCAAGGAGCAGCGAGUGUCCGUCAAAUGUCGUAAACAGCUGCGGGUGGAGGAGGUGGAGAUGUCGGAAGACAUCCGCCUGGAGCCGGAGCUGUACGACUCCUGUAAGCAGGACAUCAACAAACUGUGUCAGAACGUGGCCUUCGGCAACGCACAGGUUAUCGAGUGUCUGAAGGAGAACAAGCGUCAUCUGACUCAGCGAUGCCACCAGCGGAUCUUUAAGCUGCAGGAGGUCGAGAUGGUUGAUCCUGAACUGGACUACCAGCUGAUGAGAGUCUGCAAGCACAUGAUCAGGCGGUUCUGUACGGAGUCGGAGGGCAAGAACGUUCUUCAGUGUCUGAAACAGAACAAGAACAGCGAGCUGAUGGACCCUAAAUGCAAACAGAUGAUCACCAAGAGACAGAUCACCCAGAACACAGACUACAGGCUGAACCCAGUCCUGAGGAAGGCCUGUAAAGCCGACAUCCCGAAGUUCUGUCAGCCCAUCCUGAACAAGGCGACAGCCGACAGCGAGCUGGAGGGUCAGGUCAUCUCCUGCCUCAAACUCAAAUACGCCGACCAGCGUUUGUCUACAGACUGUGAGGAUCAGAUCCGGGUCAUCCUGCAGGAGUCAGCGCUGGACUACAGACUGGACCCUCAGCUGCAGAUCCACUGCACACAGGAGAUUUCCAGGCUGUGUGCGGAGGAGGCAGCAGCUCAGGAGCAGACGGGGCAGGUGGAGGAGUGUCUGAAGGUCAACCUGCUGAAGAUCAAACAGGAAGGAUGUAAGAAGGAGGUGUUGAACAUGCUGAAGGAGAGUAAGGCGGACAUCUUUGUCGACCCCGUCCUCCACACAGCCUGCGCUCUUGACAUCAAACACCAAUGUGCAGCCAUCCCACCUGGCAAGGGACGACAGAUGUCGUGCCUGAUGGAGGCGCUGCAGGACAAACGUGUUCGUCUGCAGCCAGAGUGCAAGAAGAGGCUUCAGGAUCGCAUCGACAUGUGGAGCUACGCUGCCAAGGUGGCUCCUGCUGACGGUUUCUCAGACCUGGCCAUGCAGGUGAUGACCUCGCCAUCCAAGAACUAUAUCCUGACUAUGAUUGGUGCGGGGGUGUCGCUGCUCUUCCUGAUGGGGCUGCUCUGCGGCAGAUUCACCAAACGCGUCACUCAGGAGCUGAAGGACAGGUAGACCCCGCCCACCCCGGGGUCAGAACACACCCACAGGAGAAAUGACCACCGCUAAACAGAACUACCCACCCCCCCACCCCUAUUUAGCCCCUUUACUUUACGCCCACCAAAACUCCACCUGCCUCCCCCGAUUCACCCCUUCAGUACUCCACCCCACUUGAUUUACAAACGCCCCUCCAGGCUUGUUUUUCACCUCUUCUUCCAUCGCUGGAAUGACAUUACCCACAACCCUGCAGGCUAAAGUGGGCUUGAUCAGUGACUCACCCGCUCUUCUGCUACAUGAGCCCCACCCACUCUCCAGGAGGCCACGCCCACUGCCGCCUCUUCUUAUUCAUCAUCUUUUUUUCUUCUUCUCUUCCUGAGCUUCUAUACAGAGCACCGGGUCUUCCUGCAGUUUUACCCCGCACUCACCUGAUGCAGUAUUACUUCGCUUUUUUACCCCCCCACCUGCCUUUGCUGUGGGGUGGCGGGUGAGGAAGGGGGUGGGGGUGGGGGUUGUGGUGAUAUGGGGGUCAGAGGUUAAGAUAUGGGGGCGAGGGAGGAGAAUGAAAUCAUUAAGUGUAAAUGUGUAGAAAGUGGGAAUGCUCAUGUAUAGAGCAGAUUAAUGAGUCCAGUAUUUUAAUGACUACAGUGUGUGUGUGUGUGUGAUCGUCUUUCUGCCACCAUAUUGUUCUAGUUUGUCCUCCUGCUAAACAGUUUUCGGGGAUUGUUUGGCUCUGGAUAUAUCCUCCUUUUUUUUUUUUUGCUGAUGUGUGUUAGUUAGAUUUUAUCGCCAUGGGACUGCCAGGCGGGCGGUGCCAACCAGCCAGCCCUCCACCGAUGAGAUUGGGGGUGCACAUCACGAACACUCAGCCGGCUCGCUCAAAGCUCUUCCUACAACAGGAAUUAUUUGUGGUUAUUUUUUUUAUUUUAUUUUUUAUUUUUUUGAAACGGCAGACCUGGCAACCUCAGCUCUCGUCUAAUGCAGUCCGAUUUUUUUUUUUGUUUUUGUUUUGUUUUUUUAUAUUGUUUUUCUUUUCCCCCAGCCAAACUGUGCCAUAAAUGCACCACGUCCACCUGCUGCUCCCAGCUUAGCCGCUUUCACCGUUUCAGCAGCUGGUUGGGACGUUUGCUUGACAUCGCGCACGCCGUCUGGAAAUGCUGUGGCUGGUUUCCGCCAUGCCGGGACGCAGAGUCGGGGGUGAUCCCAGUCUGAUCCGGGCCUGGGUGGAGCAGACAGAAUGGGCGAACUGGCUCUUCUUUUUUGUUAAUUUUCAUCCAGUCGUGAACUGGCAGAGCGGCUGUUGGUAUCGUGCUGGUUGGUGCAGAGAAGCUGAGAGCAACGCAGGAAAAGAAAAAAACAGAAUAAAGAAAUGAAAAGAUUCUAGAUUAUUAUAGAGAUGUGAACAUUUUUGUGUAAAGAUGAUACUGGAAUCACUGCACAUUUUUUGUUCUUUUUUUUAUAUCUAUAAAUAUAUAUAUAUUGUUUUGUCAUAGCCUUAUUUAUUUGUUUACUAAUGGUCAAAGGUUUUUUUUUUUCUUCCCUAUGAUUUGAAUGUUCUCUGGUUGCCUUUUCUCUAGCAAGCUAGCAUCCCUCCUUCCUGCAUGGGGGGGGAGGAGGGAGAGGGGAGGAUAUGGGGGAGGGUGCAGCCGGCGACGGUUUGGCCUCCUCUGGGCAUCGACCAGCUGGCAGGUGUUUCACGUAUGGCAGCGAACGCCUCUCCGGUAGGCAGUGACUCAGAUUUCUGCCGUGGCGACGCUGAAGACAGCGGCACGUUAUAAAUCAACUUUUUGAAGAACUGGAGCGGCUGUUAAACAUGGCGUCCUGAAUACUUUAGUGACUGAUCAUUAAUGACGCUCUGUUCCGCAUCAGACAGAACGAUAAGUCCACGUAAUCUGAGAUCAGAAGAGACGAGUAGGGCGACGGUGACGAGGCCGUACGUCGAUAUCUUUAAUGUGAUGAUACUUCAGGGGUUGACCACUGGUGCUUUCAUACCUGAUCAGUGACGUGGACGUGAAGACCGAAGAGGAUUCGGGGUUCAUUUCGCGGAGCUACAACUGUUGGACAAGUUCAGAAAACAGUUUAAUUCAAGUGUGACGCAGCCUUCGAAGACGCGCGCUUUAGCGUGAUAUUGAGCGUGCUUUCGGUUAGCCUGGUUUGAAGGCUGUCAGUUGAAAUUCAACAUGAUCUCAUGUUGUUUCAUAUCACAAUAUCAACUCUUUGUGGUUUGUCUCUGCUUUGUCGCAUCGGUGCCGAGGAAAUGAUCUUGGAUAUGAGCAGAGGAAAGAGAAACACGCACAAAUCCAAGAAAAUAACCAGAAACAUGCAAACAAAGUUAAAGCUCAAAGGUCCACUUACUAGCUUUUUGGGUGCUUGGACUGCAUGUCACGGUCUUCUUCAGUGCAUAGCGCUGACUCAGGUGUCGGAUUUGUGUAAUUACCGAAGGAAACGGCCGAACUGUUUCUGGAUCUGCUCAGCCUGCAGGUUAGUGCCGGAGGAGGAAGAGGCGGUCCAGGUUUCCGGUUUAAUCGCGCGGUGUUGUCGAGCUUUUUGGUCUCGGUUGGAAGACAGAAAGAAGUCUUGCUUGAGAAGGUCCCGAUGCCACUCGGUGUGUCUGUAAAACACUAAAUGAGAAUCUCUCCUCUCUCCCAGCUCGAGCCGAGCAUGUGUACAUGUGUACUAUACUGAGUGAUGACAUACUGUAAACUACGUACCGUGCACUUAGCCUGUACUCUUUAUUUCUUUUCUGAUUGUCGAAGCUUGCUGUGGUGAGCGCUGCCCUCCCCGCUUGUAAAUGAGACGUCCUGAUUCGUUGAAUUGCCUUCUUUUUUUUUUUUCUUCUCCAUCUGACGUCGGUUUUAUCAAAGCGUGCCUACUCACCGUCCCACCGAGGGAUCCCGCUGUACAGAACAUCCCAGAACCCCCUGCAGCACCCAGCAGAGGAGCGCGUGUGUGUGUGUGUGUGUGUGUGUGUGUGUGCGUGCGUGCUGGAUGACGUGUCUGUGUGUGUGUGUGUGUGUGUGUGUGUGUUGCCCACAGGAUGCUGUGCGAUCUCCGGUCGGUUCCUCGCUGUUUUCGCUGUCCCGAGCGAUGAUGACUAGAACACUUAGAUUUUAAGUUUGUGAUGAUAAAGAUCUUUUUGUAAACAACGUUUUGUGUCUGAAUCCAUUGGGCUCCUGAUCAUCUGAUUGAUUUUUUUCCCUGUCCACUUUUUCUUUUUUUUGGUUUCUUUUUGUUGUUCUGUACAGAUGAAAAUUGGACAGUUUGUUAAUAAUAAUAGUCUGCAAGGUUUCUA